AUGCAAGGAGUGGAUGGCAUGAGCGGAUUUAGCAGCACCAAUGGGUUUGGCAACCCCAGCGGGUUCAGCACUGUGAACAACUUCGACAGCAUGGAGAAUCAGCCCGGAAUGACCCACACCAGCAGCGAGCUAAGUGCGAUUAAUAGCAGAAGUGAUCUGUCGAGAGCAAAUAAUUAUCACACCCUAAGUGGAAACAACACGUAUGAUAAUUACCGCAUGGGUGACUAUGCGACGGAUAGGAGCAUCAUGCAAAACUAUAAUGGCAUGCAGCAAGGGUACACUCCCAGCGGCAACUACCUAGAGGGCCAAAACGCCAACAGGGCCACAAGCCCCCACAAUCUAAACAACAAUUUGGUAAAUCAGGGAAUCAGCUACCCAGGGAAUAACAACACACAGAACAGCUCCUACCUAAAAGGAAAUAUGAGGAGUAGCGUGAAGAGCACCAUAAAGAGUAGCCUCAACAUUUUAAGCAAAUCUUCAAAUGAGACCCUCAAGAAGGAGGAGCAAGUUGGGUACAUCCCUAAGGGAAGUGCAGCCUAUUCAAUUGGGGGUACCGUUCGUGGUGGACGUAGCGGUGAAAUUAGAGGCGAUCUUCAGGGGGGUCAAAGCAGGAACCUCCCUCCGAAUGAAUACUCCUAUGGUGGCCCCCCCUUCUUGAACCAUCAGUACAGCGGAGGGGAGGACAAGUUAGCGCUUCAGGGAAGCAAAGGUGCGCAGAAUGACCACAGUAGCAGUGUAAGGAACAGCCAAAUGGUGGACCCCAGUCUGGCGUAUGGCGGCAACAGAGGGGCCUUUUUUUACGAAAGCCAGUAUUCUGACCAGAGUUCCGCAUGGGGGGGGGACUACAACGCGGGGCCUGUGUAUGAGAGGAGCGACUUCAAGGGAGGCUCCGCAUUUGGCGUUAGCGGUGCAGGCGGCGUUGGCGGUGCAGGCGGCAUUGGCGGCGUUAGCGGUACAGGCGGCGUUAGCGGUGCAGGCGGAUUCGAUAACUCCUACGGUAACGACUCCUCCAGCUUUUACGGCAACAACUCCGCCAGUUUUUAUGGCAACGAUUCCGCCAGCUUCUACGGAAACGAUUCCGCCAGCUUCUACGGCAACGAUUCCGCCAACUUCUACGGCAACGAUUCCGCCAACUUCUACGGCAACGGCGCUGCCAACUUCUACGGUAACAAUGGCAGGCAGAUCCAUGACGAGCAAUCUACGCAGCAGGGGACAUUGCACCCGCAGAUGUUCCUCGGUGCGGCGAACAGUAACAACUGCCCCCAGCAGGUGAAGAAUAAAGCGAGAUCGAGAAAAGGAAAGAACAGCAGCCUAAAGGGGGAGGAGAAAAAAGCAAGCACCAACGUGCAGGAAAAAAAGGCUGCAGUGAAAAAUGACAAAAGGACCAAAACGAACAGCCUAAAGAAUGAAAACGUAUCUAGCAUUAAAAUGAGUGCGAGUAUGGGAAUGGGCCUUGGCACCAGCAUGGGUACCAAUAUCGGCAUGGGUGCCAGUAUUAACACCGAUGCGUACUCGAAUGCGAAUAACGUGAGUCGCAACUACAACGACGAUAGUUACUUCCACGAUGGUAGUUUGAACGCAGUCACGCUGAACGUGUCGAAUGGCGGGCAUUUGGGUAACUUCGAGGGGGUAGCUGCUGUGAGCGGACAUAUGACUGAAAUUGUUGAGGGUGCCCAGGGUGUAGGAACCGCUCCGCAUUAUGGAACCGCUCCGCAUGAUGGAACGGCUCAGCGUGAUGGAGCGGCUCAGCAUGUUGAGGGCCACCCGUUCGAGGAAAACGAGCAGCUCCUCACCAACAGUCAGUUCCUCGAAAGCUACAAGGAAUAUCUGCAGCUGCAGGCGCAGCACCCAGGUGAGCAAAAAGGCAAGCUUUCCCCACCCAACAGUAACCUCACACUCAACAAAGAUCUAGUGGAAAUGAUUUUACGAAACAACAAGUAUUCAAUAGGAAAAGGAACAGGAGAGAGCUUAAGUAACUCCUACACGAAUUUCUUAAUGAAUGUAAGCUCUUCCUAUUUGAAGAAAAAAUCACAGGGGGGUAAGAAUGGAAGGGAGAGUAAACUGCAUUGUGCUGAAGAUCCCCAUGUGGUGGACAAAGGUGUAGAAGGUUAUUCACCCAAAGUGGAUCCUAUGGAGAGGGUGAACUUUCCUAGGGGAGAGACACAACAGGGAUGUGCCACAGGUGCAUAUGUACCGUACAGAGGAGUCACAAGUGAAACGGAAGUAGCUAAAAUAAAAAAGGAGGUGCAGGAGGAGCACCAACUGGGUGGAGCACAGCAGGGGGCGGAGGCAGGUGGAGGGGGAGUAGUAGGAGGAGUAGUAGGAGUCGGAGUAGUAGGAGUAGAAGGAGGAGUCCUGUUGAAGAAAAAAGGAACUCGAGGAAGGAAAAAAAAAAUACAAAGCGGUCCGGUAGAUGGUGGAAACAACCUACAUGAAGGCGUAAAAGUGGAAGAAAAGGAAGUCAAGCGGAAGGGUAGAAAGAGAAAAAUAUAUGUAGAACCAGCUAGCCAAAAUCAGAAUGACAAAGAACUGGAGAAAAAAACAAACGAAUGUGUAAAGAACACUCCAGUGGAAGAACCCAUUAUCUAUAAUAUAAAAGUAGAGGAAACAAAAAUUAAAAAUGACGAUAUGGCAUUGUGUUUCAAAAGACCUAAAGGUGAAGUUCCAUUUGGAGACGACAAUAAUGACUCUCCUCCAGAUUUUACAAACAACGUUUUUCACAUCCUGAGUUAUAAACUGAACAAAUUUAAUGGAAAAAAUUGUAUAAAUAGCCACGCGGAGGUGACUGUUUUGCUUAAUAACUUCCUCAAAGUGGUAAGGAUUUUAAAUCAUCACAAGAAAAUAUUGCAGAGGGUGUAUGGUCAUCGGUUUAAGAUCCCUAGUGAGACUUACCUGAGGAAUUACUUUGAAGCCAAGUUCCCCUUUAUACAGUGCUAUAGAAAUAGGUGCUACGAGUUGGCGGACGGGGGGGAGGAAGAGGAGGAUGGGGAGAAGUACGGAGAGGAAGGGGGAGAGAAGUACGGAGAGGAAGUGGACGGCGUGAAAGCGGAAGCAAAAGCAAAAGUUGAAGUCGGAGAGGAAGCGGGGCCACUUCUCACCGCAGCCACAGCACGUCAGCGCAAGGUCAGAUAUGGUUAA
This is a messenger RNA of Plasmodium cynomolgi strain B, 3138 nucleotides long. RefSeq lists its product as hypothetical. The record is from RefSeq and is a predicted model, not a curated record. Lineage: Eukaryota; Apicomplexa; Aconoidasida; Haemosporida; Plasmodiidae. The transcript has 2 exons. The coding region runs from base 1 to 3138 and encodes 1045 amino acids.